Messenger RNA from Anolis carolinensis (green anole), 5235 nucleotides. It is a transcript of the gene psca, whose product is annotated as prostate stem cell antigen. The transcript is spliced from 4 exons. The record is from RefSeq and is a predicted model, not a curated record. Bases 3692 to 4063 code for a protein of 123 amino acids. Gene Ontology annotation, cellular component: plasma membrane. NCBI's taxonomy places the organism in Eukaryota, Metazoa, Chordata, Lepidosauria, Squamata, Anolidae.
AAGCUGGGAAUUGGACCAGAGACUCUUUUGGUCUCAGUCCAAUCUUUCUGUCAUCGCCGGAAAAGCACACCAUGUGGCUCAGCUAACUAGCAAGAUGUCCUCGCAGCAGAGGUUGUCAUCACUUUGAAGGCAAAUGGGGUUAGAAUGAGCCCUGCCGCCUCAUAGCAAACAUCGAGACACUGCACCCCGUGGGUCCAGAUGCCAUCCUGUCGACAUCCAGAAGCAACCUUUUCAUGGAAGCUUCCCAUCUAUAUUCUUGCUUUUCAUAAUGGGUCUAUUUUGAGAAAGGAACUGGCCACCUCUCCUUUCUUAACCUCCUGAAAUCCAUGAAGUCACCAUAAGUCAACAACCAACUAGAAGGUACAUACACAAGAUCUGACCUUGGUGACGUUUCCACAAAUGAUGCAAGCUAGAACUUCCAGGUGAAGGGAAAGGAUUCCUUUGUUGGAUUGUCACUCCCAAGAUGCUGGUAAUCCAAAAAGAAGAGGUUUCCCCAAAGUCAAAAAUACUACUAAAGCAUACCAUGUGUUGUAGGCAAUAUUUCAGAAACAAAACCACUUGUGCAUAUUCCUUGCCUAAGAAAAUCCUAUGAAUUUCAGGCAGUCACCGUAAGUGGACAGAUGACUUAAAGCAAUGAUGGGCAACCUUUUGCGCUUGGUGUGCCAAAAUUCACCAAAAAAACCUAGCAUGACUUGAGUGGUGUGUCACUUCGAGAAAAAAAAACAUAAUUUCACAAUAUGUAUAGUUUAAAUAACAAAAAUGUAUAAUUGUAAUAUAUAACUGUAUUUAAUAAAUCAAAAACUAUUUACUACCAUUAUUUCCAUGUACAACAAUCUAUGGUACCUCUUGCAGUUUCCAUGCUGAUUUCUCUCUAUUGUAGUUUCAAUGUAGUCAUGAAUAAUGAAUAAUAUAAUAAUAACUAGCUGUGCCCGGCCACGUGUUGCUGUGGCGAAGUAUGGUGAUAUGGGAAAUAAAGUAUUGAGGAAUUGGUGGUAGUUAAGGUAAAGGGUCCCCUGGGCUGAGUGGGUUGCUAGGCAACCAAGUGAACAGAGCUUAGCCUUCUAACUGGCAGCAAUUGGAUAAAAACAAUUAUUCCUCUCCCUCUAAUUAGGACUUUAUUUUUAUUGUUUUCUUUUUGUUGUAUCAACCUAGAGGCAUGGAUGAGGGGUUGUGCUGGCAAGUUUCGAGGUUGUGGGGUGUUUACUUUUGUUGUUUUGUCCGCUGCCGUGAUGCCAUCACUCUUUUAUAUAUAUAGAUAUAAUAUUAAUACAGUAGAGUCUCGCUUAUCCAACAUAAAUGGGCUGGCAGAACGCUGGAUAAGCGAAUAUGUUGGAUAAUAAGGAGAGAUUAAGAAAAAGCCUAUUAAACAUUAAAUUAGAUUAUGAUUUUACAAAUUAAGCACCAAAACAUCAUGUUAUACAACAAAUUUGACAGAAAAAGUAGUUCAAUACAAAAUAAUGCUAUGUAGUAAUUACUGUAUUUAUGAAUUUAGCACCAAAAUAUCACGAUGUAUUGAAAACAUUGACUACAAAAAUGCGUUGGAUAAUCCAGAACGUUGGAUAAGCGAAUGUUGGAUAAGUGAGACUCUACUGUAAUAUGAUAAUAUACUACAAUAAUAAUAUAAUAAUAGAAUGAUAUAAUGAUAACGUGUGUGUGUGUGUGUGUGUGUGUGUGUGUGUGUGUGUAAAUGUAAUGUGCAUAAUUCCCAUGGAGUAAACAACAAAACCACUGGACCAAAUCACACCGAAUUUGGCCACAAAAGACAUCAUCAUCCAAUCAAUCUGCAUGUGGCAGCAAAAAUGGCUAGGCGUGUUAGUGCUGACAUGCGUGUCAUAGGUUGGCCAUCACUGACUUAAAGGCUCAUACAGACACAGACACACAACACCACAAGAAACAUUCCCACUGCUAUCCUAUACAUCUCCAUUUGGGUUUUAAACUCUUUCAUAUAAAAAAGCAUAGCCACAGACUUUUCCAGCAACUUAAUAAUGUUUAAGUUCAACAAUUUAAUGAUGUUAUAGAUAACUAGAACGGCUGCAGCACAAAUAUUUAUUCAGCAACAUCUCAUUUUCUGGAUACGCUCUCUUAUGGUGUAAUGGGAAUAGAAGCGUAGGUAGCACACAGUUUGCUCACAGCAGGCACAUGCUGAGGCUGGCGUUUCUCCCAAACAGCAAAAUUUGUUGUUAUUAUGUGCCUUCCAGUUGGUUCUGACUUAUGGCAAUCCUAUUCUAGGAUUUGCUUGGCACGAUUUGUUCCAAAGAAGAGUUGCCAUUGCCUGCCUCUGAGGCUGAGAGAAUGUCAGUUGCCUAAGGAUUAUUAUUAGUAGGAUGAUUAUGUUUAUUAUGUUUGUUUAUACCCUGUUUGGGUUGCUGUGAGUUUUUCGGGCUGUAUGACCAUGUUGCACAGAAGCGUCAAAGGGGUAGGAUAAAAAUGUCUGGCUAAUCUAAAUGAAUUCAAGUCUCCAGGGGGGAAAAAACUGGAGCAGAUCAAUUAAGAGGCAAUCUAUAAGCACUAAAAUAAUGUGAUCAUUAAAAAUCAACAUGAUUUUCUCAAAAAAAAAAUCUGAUCUCUGUUUUAUAUGGAGUUAUAAAGCUUGGUAGACAGAUGAAAUAGUGUGAAUUUCACUGACCGAAAGGUCAUGAGUUUGAAGCCAGCCCGAGUCAGAGUGAGCACCCGACCAUUUUUUAAAAAUAGCCCAGGUCAUUGUUGACCUAAGCAACCCAAAAGAUAGUUGUAUCUAUCAAGUAGGAAAAUUUAGGUACCACUUAUGCGGGGAGGCUGAUUAAACUAAUUUAUAACACCAUAAAAAUCGCCCUGCAGCGUGCAGAAAAGGAAUGAGGAAGCAAUCCAUCAAAGGACUUGGUGUCACAGUGGAUGAUGAAGCAGCAGCUCCCCCUGUGGCCGGAAUCGAGUAUACCCUCAAGAAGCCUGGAAGCUGGAGAAAGUUAAAAAGCCUCUGUGUCUUUGUCUCUCUCUGUCUGUAUGUCUAAUGGCAUUGAAUGUUUGCCAUGUAUGUGUACAUUGUGAUGCGCCCUGAGUCCCCUUCAGGGUGAGAAAGGCGGAAUAUAAAUACUGUAAAUAAAUAAAUAAUAAAGCUUGAUGCUACUUUAACUGCCAUGGCUCAAGGCUGUGAACUCAUGUUAACUAAGGUCUUUAGCCGUCACUUUCAAGCUCUUGACCCCUAGUCUUGACAAGCACAUGGUACCAAUGAGGCCAUGGACUUUCCACUCUUAAAGUUUCUAUUUUUGAAAUUCAACUUGAGGAAAUAAUUUUCAGCUAGAAAGCUUAAUGCAUGGUGACUUAGAUGCCUCCAGGUGCCUCCUUCCACCCUGCUGAGAUAUGCAAGGAAUGCAAUGGGUCAUUAUUUGUACGCAUUGAAACCAAUGGACCCAGAUACACCCAACUGGAGAGAGCUGGUUCGGGUGAGCAAAUGAGUGAUAAUGUUUUAGCAAUAUCUCAUCCAAAAUGAGGCCCACCUCAUUCUUUAUCUGCUUAAUUCUGCUAAAUUGCCCUCACCGAAAGGUCAACUGUUGGGAUUAAAGGUGGAGGCUUUGUUUGUGUAUUACUAUUGGUAUUGUAUGGUUCUCCAGCAGAUCCUCCCAACCUCACGUGGUGGGACAGUUCCAAGACCUAUAAAGCAACGCCAAAAAGAAAGGAUGCCCCAUUUUCUGCAUAAGCUUUGCAUUUAACAACAAUGAAGGUUCUUCUGAUCUGUGUCUUGGCUGGAAGCUUCUUCAUAGAGCCAACCGGCUCAUUGAGGUGCUAUACAUGCAACACCCAGGUCAACAACGCCAACUGCCAAGCAAUGGUAAAUUGCGAGGGGAAUGCAAAAGCCUGCAAGACCGACGUGGUUGGUGUGGUGGGCCUCUUCAAUGUCAUCUCCAAAGAGUGUUCUUCAGACUGUGAACCCUACUUCAAGGACUUCACUGUGGGCAAGAGGAACAUCUCCUGUUGUGCUGCCGAUCUCUGCAAUGUCAACGGAGCCCAGGGCUUUGGCACGAACUACAAAGCCCAAGCGUCUUUGGCUCUUUUCACCAGCUUGGCCAGUCUCCUUCUCCGGAGUUGACUGUGAGGGGCAAUUGAUGGGGGAAGCACAUAACGUUGCAGAAGAGAAACUCAGUCUAGAUUAUUUCCAAUUAAAACUGCAUUGCAUUCAAAACCACAAUAUUUAAAGUUCCAGAUCUGUCACAUGAUAUCAAAAUACACUUUAGAGCUACAGAUAAGAGAAUGGUGGCAUUUCUUUGUGUACCAAUAUAAGAAAAAGCACCUGACCAUUCCAUGGGAUGAUGCAGAUUUUCAUCUAAAGUUGCUUUCAGAUUGAUACCUUUUAAACUGUCUGGCUCAAUGCUAUGAAAUCCUGGGGUUGUUCUUUGGUUAGGCAACAGUCCACUUUGGCAGAGAACGCUAAAGACCUUGCAAAACUACAACUCCUACCAUUCCAUGGCAUUCUUCCAUGACAGUUUAAGUGUAGUUGCAACCAUACUGUUGGGUUUUCCCAAUGGGCAUUUGCCUUUAUCAGGUUGUGGUCCAUUAUAUACUAACCAUCUGAGAAAACUCUUGAGUCUAUGUAAGGAAACCAUCAAUGGAGGCUUAGCUUUUGCAGUUUGAAAACUCAAAAUUGUAUGGUCUGGUUCUUUCAUGAGAUAUUGGUGUCCAUGUUAUCCAAUCAGAACUCUUCCAUACUCCUUCAACCUCCUUGUCUCCAACCUAUGGAAUCCUGGGUUUUGUAGUUUUAUGAAAUAUUUAGAAUUCUGUGCCAGAGAUAAUACUAUAGUUCAAGGGAGAAGAAUGGAUGUUUCCAAAAUCUUUAUCAAAUUACAAAUCACCAGACUUGUCAAAAGUGGUAUCAGAUUGCUCUAAACUGUGCAAUAUGGGUACCUCUCUGUGUUCUCCAAAGCAGGUGAAAUAUAUGUGUAAUGAAAUCUGAAUCAUAUUAUUAGUCCCAACUAAAGGAAACUAAUUCCAUCAAUAGGAUUAACUACCAGGUUGACUCACCAUGGAUGAUGAGCUGGCUUGUCCACCAUGGCUUUGUAGGAGCUCUCCAAGGUGCUGAUUUUUCAGACCACCUAUUCAGCACUUUGGAUGGCUUCCAUACCUUUGACCAUUUUGCUUGCUCUUCUCUGGACCCCUUCCAUCUUGUCCAUCUCCUUCUUGAAUGACAUUUACUUGUUUGGAUUGAGCUUUGUGGAUGCAAAGAAGUAUAAGUGAGCUAUAAAUAAAAUCUUUAUGCACACAGGA